Messenger RNA from Amphimedon queenslandica, 1457 nucleotides. Its product is annotated as probable serine/threonine-protein kinase PBL25. Gene Ontology annotation, biological process: protein phosphorylation. Gene Ontology annotation, molecular function: zinc ion binding; protein kinase activity; ATP binding. The record is from RefSeq and is a predicted model, not a curated record. Lineage: Eukaryota; Metazoa; Porifera; Demospongiae; Haplosclerida; Niphatidae. The coding region runs from base 66 to 1271 and encodes 401 amino acids. The transcript has 2 exons.
UUUAUCUAUAGGUGUGGUUCAUCAACUUAUCAAGUGCAAGUCAGCAAUAUUAGUCCCAAGCUUUCAUGUCAUUAGAACCUGCUCAGCUGAGAAAGGAGGUUGGCAAGGCUACAUUUAUUUUGGAAAAUGUGGAAAUAGGUUUAAAAAUAAGCGACGGAGCUUAUGGUGUCGUGAAUGAAGUGAAAAUCGAUGAUGGGACUCUUUGUGCUGGGAAGACGCCCCAUGAAUAUCUUGUGAGAGAGGAUAAAACAUUCCUUAAGAAGUUUUGUGAUGAGGUUCUCCUUCACGUCAAGCAGCAUCAUCCUAACAUUGUUCAAGUUAUAGGACUCCAUUAUCCUCCUAGCUCCAGAUUUAUACCAAUGUUGAUAAUGGAGUAUCUUCCAAUGACACUGGGAAAUUGUUUAGACAAGAAGCAGCCUAUGCUUGAACCUGAAGAGCUAAAACGGCCUCAAACCCAAUACUCCAUCCUUCUUGGUGUUGCUAAUGGUCUUAUUUACCUUCAUCAGAAGGAACCACCUGUAUACCAUCGUGACCUCACAGCUUAUAAUGUACUGUUAACCGCCAACUUCACAGCAAAGAUAUCAGACCUUGGAAUGUCCAGAAUUGUUGCUGUUUCAGGUGAGAAGCUUACUGCAGCACCAGGCAAUGUAAAUGUGAUGCCACCUGAAGCGAAGAAGGAUAAUCCAAUUUAUAAUCACAAGAUUGAUGUGUUUGCUUUUGGCUGCCUCAUUCUUCACAUUGCUUCUGGUCAGUUUCCUGUACCAAAAAGAGAUAGCUUCCAAGAGAAUCCAAAUGAUGAUACAUGUACAUCAUACAUUAAGAUAACAGAGUGGAGUAGGAGAUACAAAUAUGUAAAGGCUAUACUAGAUGAGGAUGAUCACGAGCUCCUUCCACUAGCACAACAGUGCCUCGAAGAUAAUCCUAGAGAUCGACCUGAAAUGAUUGACCUUGUUCAUUUCAUUGAAAACACAAAGACAAUCGGUUUAAUAGACUCAAGUCUUGGCUCUAUUAUUAAAAAUGCUCCUGAAGUAACCAUCUGUGGAAAGAGGGUUCCAAACUGUCGUUCAUGUCCGACAUGUAAUUACAUUAUAGAGCAUGCUCCAGACGGUAGUAACAGAUCUAGCAAGUUUGUUGUGUGUCCUCGUUGCAAAAAGGAGUACUGUUUCCUAUGCCUUCAAGCAAGGGAUGCUUGUUUGAAAGAUGCACCAGAAUCUUGGUAUGGCGACUGUGCUAGGAACAUUGCUCCAAGACAAACUGGAAAAAUUAAUUGAAAUUUUUUAAUAAUUAUUUUUGUUGUAGUGUUUAAAAAGUAAUUUUAAUGUGUUUUGAUGAAAUACUUUUUGGUUUAACUACAUGUAUCAAAACAGUACUUAUGUCCUAUAGAUAUAGCCACUUGAUACAAAACUAAUGAUGCAUUAAAACAUUCACUCUUCACAUAAUCUGCCAUUUAUUCUUAA